Guyanagaster necrorhizus is the source of this 539-nucleotide messenger RNA. Its product is annotated as plasma membrane proteolipid 3. The record is from RefSeq and is a predicted model, not a curated record. Gene Ontology annotation, cellular component: membrane. Bases 9 to 182 code for a protein of 57 amino acids. NCBI's taxonomy places the organism in Eukaryota, Fungi, Basidiomycota, Agaricomycetes, Agaricales, Physalacriaceae. The transcript is spliced from 5 exons.
GUUUCAUCAUGCCAUUCACUGCAUCAGACAUCUGCAAGAUCCUAGUCGCCAUUAUAUUACCACCCUUGGGUGUGUUUUUCGAGAGAGGCUGUGGAGUCGACUUGCUCAUCAACAUUUGUCUGACAAUUCUGGGAUGGAUCCCUGGUAUUAUACACGCUCUGUACAUCAUUCUCAAGUACUAGCCCAUACCAUCCCCCCCUCGACUCUCGUGAUGAUUACAUACCACCAUUUUAUACUAUUCAGUGUGCCAGUAAUUUUUCGAACAGGAACUUGUUAGUUCUCCCCAUCUUCAUCUUCGUCUACUUCUUCACUAUCUUCUCCACUAUCUUGUUGCCCUAUUUGUUGAAUUAGAAGGGCCCCAAUAUUCCAACAUUUUCGGAUAUUGUCCGUUUGCGUUCCAGGUGGCAGACCCACGCCUCCGGCGGAUGGUGAAGAGUGCCACUUCCCUAGAUCUUCCUCUUCCACUAUAUCCGCCUGAUACAAGGCUGCAAGUAUCUGACCGAACAGAGGCAUCCGUUCGGAUGUCGAACAAUGAGUCU